AUGGAUGUAGUAGAAAUUAAGGGAGCGAAUGAGUGGGAGAUAAUAGAAGCAUUUUUGGUUGCUGCGUAUAAUGCUGAUUAUCAAACAAUCAGUAAUGAUUUAGCUUAUGGUUUAUCAGCAGAUGUUAUGGAUGAUGAUCAUAUCACAGCUUUACAAAUUGCCUCUGCGCAAGGUAACUUACCUGUGAUGCAAAUGUUAUUAAAUUGUGGUGCAUCGGUUGACAAAUGUAAUCAUUGUGGAUUUACUCCUUUACUUCAUGCUGCUCGAAAUGGAAAAGCUCAGGCAAUUGAAUUGUUAAUCCGGCAUGGUGCUGAUCCAUUCAGAACAACAUUCUACGGUGCGACAGCUUUGUCAUUAGCAUCUGCUCGUGGUCAUUUAAACGUGAUGGUAAUGUUGCGUAAAUAUGCGAGUGAAACACGACGGCGUGCUCCAACACCUUUAAUAGCUGCAAUCGCCACAAAGCAAUAUCAAAUAGUCAUUCAUCUUCAAUUUGCCGGUAUCAUACAACAUCCAUGUCGUGAUAUGUUCUAUGAACUUGAUGCUUUUCAUGUGGCUGAACAAUUAAUGGAUUUAAAAAUGAUAGUACUUUUGCGUGAUCUUGGUUUACAGUUUUUGAAUCAAUCAGCAAUAUAUUAUCUUGCUACAAGAACGCCUACUAAUCAGGAAUCACAAGUAGUCAAAAUGCGAAGAAAAACUCCGGAUAUUCGAUGUCUGAUACGUGAUCAUCAGCUAGCACUUGUGGAUUGGAUCAUGGAUUUAAACGAUUUUAGUGGGCUACCAGCAGGUACCACACCAUUGAUGUAUGCUGCUAUUGUCGGUAAUAUUUUAAUGGUGGAAACAUUACUGCGACAUAAUUGUGACAUAAACGCAACUUUUUACGGUUUUACACCAAUUAUGAUUGCUAUUGUUUGUGGAAACGAUGAACUGACACGAUAUCUGAUCAAGAAAGGUGCUAGUCAAAAUACAAACGGUUGUCAAUUUUCGCUCUUUGAACUAGCAUCCAAUUCCGAGGGUAUUUCAUCAACAACUAUUCAAUUGUUAUUGACAAGAUCAGCGCAUAAAAUGCGUCUCAUUGAAAGGAUGUCAACAAUACUACAAAAGAUUUCAGGAUGGCGAGCAAUGAGCCAACCGAUAUGUCAUCAACCAGUUAAAUUAGAAAAAAACGCUAGCCAGCUGAGUUUUGUGCAGAAAGUUACUCAAAAUAUGGGCCUAAAAUCAAAUUGGGUACCAGAAGAAUUAUUUGAUGCUCUUGUGUGGCCAGACAGUCCCUGUACUUGUUUUGAAGCCAUCAAUGAACCACGUAGCCCUGUGGCUAUUCCUACUUCGCUUUUGGAAGAGAGAAUUAUGGUCAGCGUUGAUGAAGAACGGCAUCGGUGUUUAUUAAGUGAUUACUCAAGUAAAAUGAUUGAAAAAGAUAAUUCUCCUACUUCAUCUUCAAAAUUUGAACCACCUCUAUCACUGAUUAGCACCAAUUAUUUGCAUUUGCGACAACAACAGUGCAGUAGCAUCUCGAGACUUCAAUCCAUUCUAUUCCAUUUUGGUUCCGGAUCACCAAAAAAGUAA
Molecule: messenger RNA, 1563 nt
Organism: Cercopithifilaria johnstoni
Lineage: Eukaryota; Metazoa; Nematoda; Chromadorea; Rhabditida; Onchocercidae
Source: the annotation of a GenBank genome assembly